AUGACUGAAAUUGAUGAGUUUACAUUAAGAGAUGAAAUUGAUCUUUCCACAUCAUUAUUUAUUAUUGAAAAUAAAAAUAAUUUAGAUGCAAAUAAGGCUUUCGAUAGCUGUAACUGGGAAUUGUUGUUUGAAAAACUUAAUUACAACAAAAAAUUAUCGCUAUCAGUAGUUCGCGCACUUCAAUCACUAUACCUAUCGGGUACUGCUAGUAUAUCAUACCUUGGGCAUAAAUCAAAUCAUUUCCAUUGCAAAGUUGGAACAAUGAUAAGUGGGGUGUACACCGGUAUUAUAGCUUAUGCAGACGAUAUAAUCCUACUAAGUCCUACUCUUUCUGGUUUACAAGAAUUGGUUGAUAAAGUUCAGUCACAAUGCCAAAACCUAUAUAUCAAACUAAACACUGAAAAAACCGAGUUUAUUAUAUCCGGUAAAAGCUCAAUUACAAAAAAUUCAAUUCAAGUAAACGGCUUUUCCAUACACCUCAAGAAUAAACUGAAACACCUCGGAUUCCUAUGGGAUAAUCAAAAUAAUACAAAAAAUAUAGCAACACUUCAAACAUUAAAUGUAAACGAAAGUAUUAUUCAGUUUCAAUCAAUAUCCAGAGCUCUUAUAAAAUCGGAUAUUCGUUUUUGUCAACCAUUAACCAUAAUACACUUGUUUAAAUCACUGGCUAUACCGAAUUUAUCAUACGGGUUAGAAAUUUGUUGUUAUAAUAAUUCACUUCUUAAUAAACUAGACGCUGUUGGAAGUUUCUCAAGAAAAGCCAUGGUUGGGUGUGCUCUUGAUGGUGUUGUACAUUGUUCAUGUUGCGGGUAUGGAGUCAUUGAGGUGAAAUUUCCAUACAGUCUUAAAGAUAUUGGAUUAGCUUCAUCAACAAACAAUGACAAUUUUAUUGUAAAAAAAUACAAUAGCAGCUUUAAAUUAGAAAGAACCCAUCCAUACUUUAGUCAGUACAAAGUUUUGGAAGCAUGUGAUCGUACCAGAACUAAUGACAAAGAAGUUAGAAAUCACAGAUAA
This is a messenger RNA of Hydra vulgaris (swiftwater hydra), 1014 nucleotides long. Lineage: Eukaryota; Metazoa; Cnidaria; Hydrozoa; Anthoathecata; Hydridae. The record is from RefSeq and is a predicted model, not a curated record.